UUCACCACCAUAAUCAACAAAAUCAAGAUUUUGAUCCUUACCGUAAGACGCAACGUCGACCGUUCUCUGCCUUCCUUACAACCUCUUCUCGCCGAUGACGAUGAUUAUGACAGUGAAACAGACUUCUCCUGCUCAUCUUCCGACGAUGAAGAAGAAGAGGAGGAGGAGGAGGAGGUGGAGGGAGAAGACGGAGAAUACGAAGUUUCAACGUCGACAUCGUCCAAGUGGAGACACAUCGAUGAAGAUAAUAAACCGAGGGGUUCGGACCAUUACGACGGCGACGAGUUGCAUAACGGUAAAUUUGGGCUCCGUCGACGGCGGCGAAGCAGCGGCAGCUUCGGGGACCUCUUCUCUUGGUCCGAGCUCGCCUCGGGGAAGAGUGUGGUGAAGCUGUGGGACAAUCUCGGGUUAGGUUUCCGGUUAGAUGACGUCGACGAAGGCCAAGACGUGGCGUCAUUCAUCGGCGAGAAACGUGGAGUUAUCUAUCGCAGAGUCUCCGGGUCUCCCGCCGUUGUUGUGGCAGCCGGACAGAAUCAGUCGGGGAGAGUUGCACUGAGCGCGUGGGACACGCGCUCCCGGUGCCGGAUACCUGCUGUCCUCGGAGAAUGGAGACCCAAUCUGGGGAGGAUUGCGGGGGUCAAUGUCGACGGCGGCGGGGUGAAGGUUUACGUCAGGGAUGACGUCAGCGGCGGGCUGAAAGUUGGAGAUAUGAGGAAGGUAGCGUCGCCGCUUGCAGACCUGACGGAAUCUGCUGAUGUGGACACCUGGUGGGAUGCUGACGCCGUUAUCGUGACGGAGGAAUCGAUGUAGGAAGAAACGGAAAAAUAAUUUGAUUAUUGGAAGCAAGGACAUUUCUGUAAAUAUUCAAUUAUUUAUUUUGAAGUGAAUUGGUUUCGCAUGUCUCUACGUUACCCUUUUGGUCUCGUAACUCGCCAUUCAAUAUGAAAAACCAUAUUAACAAGUUA
Molecule: messenger RNA, 965 nt
Organism: Carica papaya (papaya)
Lineage: Eukaryota; Viridiplantae; Streptophyta; Magnoliopsida; Brassicales; Caricaceae
Source: RefSeq, a predicted model, not a curated record